This is a messenger RNA of Miscanthus lutarioriparius, 672 nucleotides long. The record is from the annotation of a GenBank genome assembly. Lineage: Eukaryota; Viridiplantae; Streptophyta; Magnoliopsida; Poales; Poaceae.
AUGAAAAGAAUUGAAAAGUACUCCUCUGCGUCCAGCACCAUCUACCAGUACCACCACAAGGACGGCGAGGACAGCGACACCAGCACCAACGGCGGCAACGACUCGGACGGCGCCGGCGAGGACGAGGACGCUGAGGUGCUCGGCGAGUCCACGCAGGCGGAGCAGCUGCUGCCCAGCGGUGACUUCUACCAGGGCGACCUGCACGGGGACCUCCAGCAUGGUGUGGGCAAGUUCCUGUGGACCGACGGUAGCAUGUACGAGGGCGCCUGGCGCCGCGGCCACGCGUCGGCCGCGGCAAGUUCUCCUGGACCAUUGGCGCCACACGAGGGCAACUUCGCUGGCGGGUACAUGCAUGGCCAGGUCACCUACAUUGGCGAGUUCGGGGACACCUUAGCGGGACUCUGGACCAACAACCUUCGCCACGGCCGGGGCACGCAGGCGUACGCCAACGGUGAUGUCUAUGACGGUGACUGGUGCCACGACCAUGAGUACAUCGGCCCCUGGAGGUCUGGCGACAUGCAUGGCUGCGGAACCGUCAUCUGGGUUGACGGCGACCGCUACGACGACACAUGGGAGGACACCAAGCCCAAGGGCCAGGGCACAUUCCGGAUAGUGGCAGCAAAUAACAAACCAUGUCAAGAUCUUACAAAGCUAAAGCAUCUAAAGAUCUGA